AUGGCCCUUCAUAGCUUUUUAUUAUGGUAAACUAUAUAAAAUAAAAUUUUAUAAUGUUUUAGAUAAUUGUUGUAUCUAGGCAGAAAAUUACCCAAUUGACGAUACCAUAAUUACCAUGAGUUACCAUCUCAUCGUAGAUAUCUUUUACCAUAACUAAACCAGUACGUGUAUAAUACACAGUUUUUAUACGUAUAAAUUUACAUAAUACACAAGCCUUUUCUUUCUUCGUGUGAGCUACCUAAAACCCCAAGCCUGAUCUUCCAUAUUUUGUUGGCUAUCUUUCCAUGCAUGUUUCAUAACAAUAUAUAAAUAUAAUUAUCACCUAAUUUGUUAGGAACCCUUUGAUAAAUCAAAAAAAAGUGUACGUAAGGUGUGUUCUUUAUAAUUAUCUUUGUUUCUUGAGUGACAAGUUAGGGUUUUAGUAUCGGAAUUAUGCAGAAAGAGAAUGGAUUACCGGCUGCGUGUGCUUCGUGCCGGCAUCAACGUAAGAAGUGCACGGAAAAUUGCAUACUAGCUCCUUAUUUUCCUCUUAAUAAAAACAAGGAAUUUCAGGCUGUGCAUAAGUUGUUUGGAGUUAGUAACGUGACAAAGAUUUUGAGUGGCUUAGAUGUGAGGGAUCGGAAGAGAGCGGUGGAUUCGCUUGUUUGGGAAGCUACUUGUCGACAGAAUGACCCGAUUCUUGGUUCUUUCGGAGAGUUUAGUAGAGUUUAUGAGGAAUUGGAGUGGUACAGAUACCAGUUUCGGAGCAAUUUUCAGACUGUUGCACCAGAGAAUAAUAUGAGUUUUUUGGAUAACAGAGGAUUUAAUACUAGUAGUAAUUCGGCAUUUAUGUCUUUGAAUAAGAACCGAAACUCGUCUUUAUAUUCUGGUUAUAAUAGUUAUGAGUCAUUCCAGUGCACGGAUAGAUUGAGGGAUGAAUUAAGUUAUAAUUGUUCAUCAGUACAAAAUACAGAGAGAUUUAAGGAAGAUAGUAACAAUAGUUCAGUGAUUCUGCCUCAGCAGUAUGGAGUUCAGCAUGCUGAGAAUUUCAAGGAAGAGAGGAAUAACAGUUCGAUGAUUGUGCCUCAACAAUAUACGAUGAGUACUACAUUUAAUCAGCCCUACUAUCAGUUAGCAGGUCCCAAGCACUGAUGCCAAGCCAUGAGACUGCAAUCUGUAAGGCAACUCAGCAUCAGGGUUCUUAGAUGGUAGAAUAUAUAUAGUUCAUUUUAUCAUAUUCGUUCAUAUGUUCAUA
Messenger RNA from Daucus carota subsp. sativus, 1234 nucleotides. Its product is annotated as LOB domain-containing protein 2. NCBI's taxonomy places the organism in Eukaryota, Viridiplantae, Streptophyta, Magnoliopsida, Apiales, Apiaceae. The transcript is spliced from 2 exons. Bases 433 to 1131 code for a protein of 232 amino acids. The record is from RefSeq and is a predicted model, not a curated record.